Nannospalax galili (Upper Galilee mountains blind mole rat) is the source of this 1653-nucleotide messenger RNA. RefSeq names its product shiftless antiviral inhibitor of ribosomal frameshifting (gene Shfl). Gene Ontology annotation, biological process: viral translational frameshifting; innate immune response. The coding region runs from base 309 to 1172 and encodes 287 amino acids. Gene Ontology annotation, molecular function: sequence-specific mRNA binding; ribosome binding. The transcript has 8 exons. NCBI's taxonomy places the organism in Eukaryota, Metazoa, Chordata, Mammalia, Rodentia, Spalacidae. The record is from RefSeq and is a predicted model, not a curated record.
CCGCGCAGCGUGGGGACAUGUGACCGACUGCAGAGGCCGCGCUGCAUCCCGGCCCGGGCCGCCGCUACUGCGCAGGACGAGGGGACCCGUAAGCACCAAGCAAGGAGCACCGAGCGGGAAGCACCAAGCAGGGAGCACCAAGCGUGCAGCACCGAGUGGGCUGUACCGAGCCGGCCGCGGGUGCAGAGGCGGGGUCCCCAGCAUCCCGGAGAACCGAAACCGAAAGAGAGGGUCCGGUAGGGAAGGCGGAGCUGCAGCGGGUGCCGCCCCAGCUGUGCGCGGCCGGAGGACCAGGUGCACAGGCCACCAUGGCCCAGGAUGGCGUGGAGUUGGAAAAGAGCGUCAGGCGCCUCCGGGAGAAGUUUCAUGGAAAAGUGUCCCCCAAGAAAGCGGGAGCACUUAUGAGGAAAUUUGGCAGCGACCACACUGGAGUGGGGCGCUCUAUCGUGUACGGUGUCAAACAGAAAGAUGGACAGGAGUUGAGUAAUGACCUGGACGCCCAGGACCCACCGGAGGACAUGAAACAGGAUCGGGACAUCCAGGCAGUGGCCACCUCACUCCUGCCCCUGACAGAGGCCAACCUGCGCAUGUUUCAGCGAGCCCAGGAUGACCUCAUUCCUGCUGUGGACCGCCAGUUUGCCUGCUCGUCCUGUGACCAUGUGUGGUGGCGCCGGGUACCCCAAAGGAAGGAGGUCUCACGGUGUCGCCAGUGUCGUAAGCGAUACGAUCCGGUACCAAAUGACAAGAUGUGGGGCCUGGCUGAGUUCCACUGCCCAAAGUGUCGGCAUAACUUCCGGGGCUGGGCACAGAUGGGGUCCCAAUCACCAUGCUACGGGUGCGGCUUCCCGGUAUAUCCCACUCGGAUCCUCCCCCCACGCUGGGACCACAGCACAGAUAGGCGCAGCACCCACACCCACUCGUGCUCUGCUGCAGACUGCUACAACCGCAGAGAACCCCAUGUCCCCGGGACCUCCUGUGCACACCCAAAGAGCCGCAAACAGAACCACCUCCCCAAAGUCCUGCACCCCAGCACCCCACACAUCAGCAGUGGCUCCACAGUGGCCACAUGUCUGAGCCAGGGUGGCCUCCUGGAUGACCUGGACCAUCUCAUCCUCGAGGACCUGAAGGAGGAGGAGGAGGAAGACCAGGAGGAUGGCACGCCCCAGGAGUGACCAUGGCCAGUAUACACAGGAGCAAACCAGACACGGUGUGUGGAAACCUUGUGUUGCUAUAAGAUGGGAGUUCAAGACUAGAGAGAGACCCCCCCCCUCAAGACCUAAGGGGACAGACAGGAACACAGUCACAGCUGCACCAGCCGGGUGAGCAUGGCAGCCUUCUUUAGAGAGUACGCUCCCCCACGGAACUCGGCCCAGUAGACACCAUCCUGGUAGCGGCUCCGGUAGUGGCCCCCAUGGUGCCACACACCAUUGAGGUUAGAGUGGGCACAGGCGUGGUACCACCAACCACCACGAUGGUACAGUGCGCAGUUACCUGAGGGGAGAAGACAGUUGGUGUCCCCACCAAAUAAAAGUCUCUACCAGCACCUCUUUGUAGGCAUCCCUCUCCCAAUCAUACUGAAUAGAAGCCCUGAUCCUCCAUCUCCAUAUCAAAUAAAAGGCUCUGGCUUCUCACUUUCUUCUUCAGAGUAAUAUA